GACGAUUUAUACAUACUCUCUUUUGUUUUAAUUUAUCUUAUUUUUAUUUAAAAAUAUACAUAUCAACUCAGAUUAAGCUACUGUUUCUGUACAGUUUCUUCUUCUUCUUGGAUCCAAUCUUAAUCUUUUCAAUUUUCAAUUCAGUCCCUGCUUUAAAUUCACUGUCUUGUUUUGCUGGAUCGUGCUCAUUUUUGAUCGUGAAGAACUGGAGAGGAGGAGCUUUUGUUAAAAGAAUUGAGCCCACGACUUUAGCAGAAUGCUGUUCAGUGCUUAUACCAUUUGACGUGUAGCUCGUUGAUCAUUUUUGGUGCUUUACUUUGUCUGAGGAAUAGCUGGUUUGGUCAUGGCAUUCACAAGAAAUAAUCAUAUGCCCGUCGGACAACCUCAUACAGGGGGAUGCAAUGAUGCCCUAUACAAAGAGUUGUGGCAUGCAUGUGCUGGACCUCUUGUCAACCUUCCUCGCGAAGGGGAGCGAGUUUAUUAUUUUCCACAAGGUCACAUGGAACAGCUUGAAGCCUCGAUGCAUCAAGGAGCGGAUCAGCAAAUUCCAUCAUUCAAUCUUCCGUCAAAAAUUCUUUGUAAAGUGGUCAAUGUUCAGCGUAGGGCUGAACCUGAAACUGAUGAAGUUUAUGCACAAAUUACACUACUUCCUGAUCCAGAUCAAAGUGAGGUUACUAGCCCAGAUACUCCACUACCAGAACCUGAAAGAUGCACAGUUCAUUCAUUCUGUAAGACACUCACUGCUUCUGACACUAGCACUCAUGGCGGUUUCUCUGUUCUUCGAAGGCAUGCGGAUGAUUGUCUACCUCCACUGGAUAUGUCCCAACAGCCACCUUGGCAGGAAUUAGUUGCCACUGAUCUGCACAGCAAUGAAUGGCAUUUUCGCCAUAUUUUUCGGGGUCAACCUAGACGUCACUUACUCACAACUGGGUGGAGUGUUUUUGUUAGCUCAAAAAAGUUAGUGGCAGGUGAUGCAUUCAUCUUUUUGAGGGGAGAAAACGGGGAACUUCGAGUUGGAGUGAGGAGACUCAUGAGACAACAUACAAACAUGCCAUCUUCUGUUAUAUCUAGCCAAAGCAUGCAUCUUGGGGUUCUUGCCACUGCAUCUCAUGCCAUUGCAACAGGAACUCUUUUUUCUGUCUUCUACAAGCCAAGAACAAGUCGGUCUGAAUUCAUUGUAAGCGUCGACAAGUAUCUUGAAGCUCGAAGGCACAAGCUUUCUGUUGGGAUGAGGUUUAAGAUGAGAUUUGAGGGUGAGGAAGUUCCUGAGCGAAGGUUCAGCGGCACUAUUGUUGGCGUUGGAGAUAAUAUAUCAUCUGGAUGGGCUGAUUCUGAGUGGAGAUCCCUAAAGGUUCAAUGGGAUGAACCUUCUUCAAUUUUGCGUCCAGAUAGAGUAUCACCAUGGGAAUUGGAGCCACUUGUUGCAACUACUCCUUCAAAUUCUCAACCUAUACAAAGGAACAAGCGAGCUAGACCAGCUGUUGUACCUUCAACACCAGACACCUGUGCUCUAGGCAUGUGGAAACCCCAAACAGAAUCUCCCAGUUUCUCAUAUGGCAACUCUCGAGAUCUUUAUCCAGCACAUAAUUUCCCUACAUCUGCAAAGGCCAACUCUCUUGGCUUCACUGGCAAUGGUCCACUCUCUGGAAUAUCCCCCAACUCCAUGUAUUGGCCUAACAGAGUGGAAACUGUUAUGGAUUCUUUUGUCCCGGUUGUUAACAAAGAUACUGGGGAGAGACGACAAGGCAAUGGAAAUGGCUACAGGCUUUUCGGGAUUCAACUUAUUAAUAACUCCAAUGCAGAAGAAACUUCAGCAUUAAACUCUGCGUCUGGAAUGGCGGGGGAUGAUUGUCCAGUUAUGUCUUUGGAUGCUGAAUGUGAUCAGCAUUCUGAGCCAUCAAAUGUUAAUCGAUCAGAAAUUCCUUCAGUAAGCUGUGAUCUUGACAAAUCAUGCCUGAGAUCUUCCCAGGAGUUGCAGAGCAGACAAAUAAGAAGCUGUACAAAGGUUCACAUGCAAGGAAUUGCCGUCGGUAGAGCUGUUGAUUUGACACGGUUUGAAUGUUAUGAGAACCUGUUGAGGAAGCUUGAGGAGAUGUUUGAUAUUGAAGGCGAGCUCAGGGGAGCCUCAAAGAAAUGGCAAGUUGUUUACACUGAUGAUGAAGAUGACAUGAUGAUGGUUGGAGAUGAUCCAUGGCAUGAAUUCUGCAGCAUGGUGAGGAAGAUUUUCAUCUAUACAUCAGAGGAAGUUAAACGAUUAUCACCGAAGACUAAACUUCUCAUUAACGAAGAGGUUAAAGCACCCAAAGGUGACAGCGAUACUGAUGCCACGGUUAACAUGGAAGACCAAUCAUCCGUUGUCGGGCCCGGUUGCUGACACGACCAUGCCUUCAUUAUCCCCAUGAAUGGCUGUUAGAGCAACUAGCCACAACGAAAAAAAAAGAGAAUUCGGUCAAGAUUUUGUUUAUAGUGGCACACACGUAGUGACCAAUAACACGUCCCAAACACGACGCUGAAUUAGUGGUGAGUUGGGGAGCUGUUUGCUGAAUAUGUCAUUUAUGGAGUGAGAGACAAUAUCUUAAAAGGAAAAGUUUUGGGGAUUUGAUGUUUGUGUUACUUACUGUGCAAGGAAUCACUACUCAUAGUGCUUGCUUGUUUGGAUUCAACUCAAGUAAGCUGUUCAUUCUAUCUACCUCCUCUGCUUAGCUAAUGAGGAAUGGAGAAUAUGCUGUUCCUCUUAUUUUAUUUUUAUUUUUGCUUUUGAAUGUUUUAUUUAUUGUUCAUACUCUGGCUUUUCUUGCCUGCUGUAUAUAAGUAUAUAAAUACCCUUUUCACUUC
Molecule: messenger RNA, 2835 nt
Organism: Mercurialis annua (annual mercury)
Lineage: Eukaryota; Viridiplantae; Streptophyta; Magnoliopsida; Malpighiales; Euphorbiaceae
Product: auxin response factor 1
Exons: 16
Coding region: 344-2374 (676 amino acids)
Biological process (GO): regulation of DNA-templated transcription; response to hormone
Cellular component (GO): nucleus
Molecular function (GO): DNA binding; protein binding
Source: RefSeq, a predicted model, not a curated record